AUGGGUAAUAUGGCAACAGAGAUUGUUGCCUUCCUUCUCACCAUAUCCGGAUGGAUUCUGAUCUCCUCAACGCUCCCAACUGACUACUGGAAAGUGUCGUCAGUGGACGGGACAGUCAUCACCACAGCAACCUUUUGGUCCAAUCUCUGGAAGACGUGCGUUACGGAUUUCGGAGUCUCCAACUGCAAGGACUUUCCUUCUAUGCUUGCACUGGAUGCUUAUAUCCAGGUGUGUCGUGGACUGAUGAUCUCAGCUGUGUGUUUGGGAUUUUUUGGAGCUAUCCUGGCACUAGUGGGCAUGAAGUGUACUAAAAUAGGGGGAUCAGAGACCACCAAAGCCAGGAUCACCUGUCUGUGUGGACUACACUUUAUUCUCAGUGGAAUCUGCUCUAUGACCGCCUGCUCUCUCUAUGCACACCGGAUAACAUCAGAGUUCUUUGACCCCUUAUUUGUAAAACAGAAAUUUGAACUUGGGGCGGCGCUCUUCAUUGGCUGGGCAGGAUCUGUUCUCAGCAUUCUUGGAGGAUUGAUCUUUUGCUUUUCCAUGACUGAGGGAUUCAGCAUCAG
Molecule: messenger RNA, 566 nt
Organism: Sinocyclocheilus rhinocerous
Lineage: Eukaryota; Metazoa; Chordata; Actinopteri; Cypriniformes; Cyprinidae
Product: claudin-10-like
Cellular component (GO): membrane; bicellular tight junction
Molecular function (GO): structural molecule activity
Source: RefSeq, a predicted model, not a curated record